AUGGCUGAGAUAGAAAAGGAGACGUUCAGGCGACUUUCGGAGCAUGAAGCAAAAUCAAUCAACAAAAGAGUUUCUCGUUUACAAGAAGAAGUACGACAACAGGAAGCAAGAGAACGUGAAUUACAAGAAGCACAUGGAAAGCUCAAAGACCAACAUUGGAAGCUGGAGCAGCUUGAGCUCAGAAGUCAAGCGACCGUCGGAGCUGAGCCAGUGCAAUACAAUCAGGCUGUGGAAGUGUGA
Messenger RNA from Strongylus vulgaris, 240 nucleotides. The record is from the annotation of a GenBank genome assembly. NCBI's taxonomy places the organism in Eukaryota, Metazoa, Nematoda, Chromadorea, Rhabditida, Strongylidae.